This is a messenger RNA of Scatophagus argus, 2701 nucleotides long. RefSeq names its product cholinergic receptor, nicotinic, alpha 3 (gene chrna3). Lineage: Eukaryota; Metazoa; Chordata; Actinopteri; Scatophagidae. The record is from RefSeq and is a predicted model, not a curated record. Bases 199 to 1884 code for a protein of 561 amino acids. Gene Ontology annotation, cellular component: neuron projection; synapse; postsynaptic membrane. The transcript is spliced from 7 exons. Gene Ontology annotation, molecular function: acetylcholine-gated monoatomic cation-selective channel activity; transmembrane signaling receptor activity. Gene Ontology annotation, biological process: regulation of membrane potential; nervous system process; chemical synaptic transmission.
CUACAUCCUGAUUGGUUCACGAAAAGUACAUGACAUCACCUUUUUCCAACCGAACCUGGCACCUUCCAUACCAGUUAGAACCAAAAACUGCUGUAACACUAACGGAAGAGAGUGUGUUUCUCUCAUGGAGGAUCCCUUCACUCAUAACGCCGCUGCCGCUGACCCUGGUUUCAUUCGGAAUCCGGCUUUUGGAACAGAAUGCAAGGCAGUUUUUGCUUCGUUUUGCGCACAUGUUUCCUCCUUGUGUUCCUCCUGCCAGGAGGCUCCUGUUCAGAAGCAGAGCACAAGCUCUUCUCUGUGAUAUUCUCCAACUACAACCAGUACAUAAGACCUGUGGAAAACGUGACCGACCCAGUCAUUGUACAGUUUGAGGUGUCCAUGUCACAGCUGGUCAAAGUCGAUGAAAUCAAUCAGAUCAUGGAGACAAAUUUGUGGCUGAGACAUAUCUGGAAUGACUACAAACUCAGAUGGAACCCAAAAGAUUAUGGUGGUGUUGAGUUUAUCCGAGUGCCGUCCAGCAGGAUAUGGAAGCCAGACAUUGUGCUGUACAACAAUGCAGUCGGAGAUUUCCAGGUUGAUGACAAAACAAAGGCCCUGCUUCGUUACAAUGGUGAUGUUACCUGGAUACCUCCAGCCAUAUUCAAGAGCUCCUGCAAGAUUGACGUGACUUAUUUUCCCUUCGACUACCAAAACUGCACUAUGAAGUUUGGCUCGUGGACAUACGACAAGGCCAAGAUUGAUCUGGUUCUAAUUGGUUCAACCAUCAACCUCAAGGACUUCUGGGAGACCGGGGAGUGGGUGAUCAUCGACGCUCCUGGUUACAAACAUGAUAUAAAGUACAACUGCUGUGAGGAAAUCUACACAGAUAUUACUUACUCUUUGUACAUCCGUCGUUUGCCACUUUUCUACACCAUCAAUAUGAUCAUCCCGUGUCUCCUCAUCUCCUUUCUUACUGUACUUGUGUUCUACCUCCCAUCUGAUUGCGGUGAGAAAGUCACUUUGUGUAUCUCCGUCCUGCUGUCUUUGACCGUCUUCCUCCUUGUCAUAACAGAGACCAUCCCAUCCACCUCACUAGUCAUCCCACUAAUUGGUGAGUACCUCCUCUUCACCAUGAUCUUUGUCACCCUCUCUAUUGUCAUCACCGUUUUUGUGUUGAACGUUCACUAUCGCACACCAAAGACUCACACCAUGCCUUGCUGGGUGCGAACUGUAUUCCUGAAACUGUUGCCCAAGGUGAUGUUCAUGACUAGGCCAGAGAGGGACCCUGAGCAGGUGACAGUGACAAACGAUGUUCAAACCAUGCAUUCAAUACCCUGUGCCAUCCAUUCGUCAUGUACUUUCCAGAAGAAGAACAAGCCUCAGGCCCUGGCCUCCACCAUGGUGUCCAACCUGACAAACCGCCAAAGGCUUUUCAACAACACAGAGCUCUCCAACCUCAAUAACUUAAGUGGAGAUCCGGCUAAAAGUGCAGGCUCUGCGUUCUUGUGCUGUAAGGGUCGUUGCAACUGCUGCUGGCGUCAGAGAUCCAACAAACUGCCUGCAGACUCUGGGGGAGGAAGCGGAGGACUGGGCAGCCUGGGGGCACUGACUGGAGGUAGUGCUAUUGGGGCUGGAGGGGGGAGUCAGUGCUCCAGCUCCGAGUCUCUGGACGGAGGAAUAAUGCCCCUGCUGCCACUCUCCCCCGAGGUCAGGGAAGCCAUUGAGAGUGUCAAAUACAUAGCAGAGAACAUGAGACUACAGAAUGAAGCAAAGGAGGUUCAGGAUGACUGGAAAUAUGUUGCCAUGGUUAUCGACAGAAUCUUCCUGUGGGUUUUUGUCCUUGUGUGCAUCCUGGGUACAGCUGGCCUCUUCCUUCAGCCUCUUUUACUUGGGGAGGACAUUUGAAUCAGUUUGACUAAACUAAUACUCCAGACUGUUGUAUUGUGCAGCAUUCAUUUUAAAUAAGAUUCUUGGCAUGGCUCAGACAGAGAAAAUAGAGGGGAUCCAAAAUCAAGACAAAAAGAUUACUGUUUCUGCCAAAUGUUGAUGCACAUGUUUGUUAACAGCUUUCUUGUUUGUUUGUUUUGUUUUGUUUUUUCACAGACAGGGUGGAUGAUUUUUGUUUGAUGAAGUGGUCUAAGCACUCCUCAUAUCCAAGACCAUGGUGGUUUGUCAUGCCAUUGUGUACAAAAUCUGUGUAUAAAAUACUCAUCAGUUUUCUUAUUUUGAAUUUUAUUUAUUUUUUCUUAUUUUUAAUUUUAUUUUAUCUUGAAGCAUUAAAACUAAUUUUAAAGUAUGUACGUACAUUCACAAAUACAACCAAUGCUACUAGCAAGCUCAAUAUUUGAAUUAAACAUCAUGGUUCCAUUUCAGAUAUUCUUCUUUAAACUGUUGGAUCAUUACUGAGUGCCAUGCCAACAAUAUAUACGUGUUCACAGAGAUAACAGAACACAAUGUUCAACAUUUAACGUGGAUUUCCAUGUGUCUGACAGCCGAGCAAGGUUGUCUGUAUUCAAAGAGUGACAUCAUGUGGUAAAUCUUUGCUACCACAGAUGGUAACAAAGGCUUUGUGACAGUUAAAGGGAUAUGUCACCCAGUUUGCGAUCAUCUCUGUUGAAUAUUCUCUGUUGGAAAAUGUUAUGAAAUGUUACACUAAUACUUUACUGAAACUUUAGUUCUGUUUUACUCCCACACUUCUGCAAAUAAAUCUUAAAAAUAUUUA